Symsagittifera roscoffensis is the source of this 771-nucleotide messenger RNA. RefSeq lists its product as uncharacterized. Lineage: Eukaryota; Metazoa; Xenacoelomorpha; Acoela; Convolutidae. The transcript is spliced from 4 exons. The record is from RefSeq and is a predicted model, not a curated record. The annotation marks the transcript as partial.
AUGACUCAACUGGAUGGCGGUAAUGGUCUCAGCCAGUCUCUGAAUUUAACCUCAACUGGCAGUACUCCCGGGGGGUCAAUAUCUGGCUCACCUCAUCACAACAGAUCCAAUCUUAGCAGUAGUAGACAACAACACCAGCAGAUGAUGUCCAAUAGUGGAAGUUUCCCUAAGUCAGCAACUAUUACAUCACAGGAUUUCUUCAUGGACAAUCUCAGUAGCAAUAGUCUAGAGUGCAGUAGCAACAAUAGCCCCACCCUUCAAUCAAGCCACGCCCCUAAUCAGAAGUGUUCAUCAAAGCAGACGACUAGUACUCAAUCAAACAACUCAAACUCACCUUUACUGCUAUCCCAGUUCAGAACAAUCAGCCAAUCACAGCACAGUAGCUCCAAAGACCAAUCAGUGUCGCCCUCUCAUUUGUCGAAUAGCUACACUAAUCAUGGCACGCCUCUACAAUCAGGAAAUAUAUUCAUGAACAGUAGUUGUAAUAGCAGUAAUACAAAUACAAUCAGUAGUUUAGCGGCCAAUGAAGUUAUUCAGUCGAGGCGGUUUGCGUUCAAAGAGAAGAAAAUGCACAGCGUGAACGGACAUGAGUUCGUCUCGCAUUUCUUCAAGAAUCUAACAUUCUGCAGUUUCUGCUCAGACUUUUUAUGGGGUCUGUUGAGUCAUCAGGGCUACAGGUGUGUGCAGUGUACUCUGGUCGUGCAUAAAAAGUGUCACCUCAAAGUACUCACACAAUGUCCAGGCAGUUUACACAACACGCCCACUGCACAG